AAGUUCACCUCAUGUCAUUCCACCAACCACCACCCCCACCCGGCUGUUUCUCUUCGCCUCACGCAUCUCCACUCCCCUCCAUCGUCGUGGCCCUUGAGUCGAGGGCUAUAUGACCCGGCCACCUGCCCUCUCUCAUCUACACACCUGUUCCAUCCAGCUCAAAGCCUUCGGGUGCCCUCCCCAGCCUCGCCAUGGCCACCGCCUCCGCCCCCAGUCCCGGCACAAUGGCGGCGGCGACUGCAGCUGCAGCCUCGCCCUUCUCCCUCACCGCCGCAGCCUCGCCCGUCACCACGCCAAGCGUCGUGAGCUCCGAAGUGCCCUCCACCAGAUCCCCAACCCCGCCCUCCGCCCGCAAGCACUCCUCCGGCGAGUUUCUCGAAAGCCUCUCCUCGCAGGUGCUCAACAUCUGCCUCAACCUCAAAGACCCCGAGCAUCCGCUGCUCAAACUCCACCAGUCCCCCGACUUCCGCAACAAGCACGACGCCCUGCCCCGCGCCACCAACGCCGCCGACCACCAUCGCUUCCUCGGCAAGCACCUCGCCGAGCAGCUGGACUUUCACGUCGAGAUUUACAACACCUCCUCCGAAGUCGACGAGAGUCGCGGCCGCGCCACCGUCUAUCUCUGGUACCUCAUCACCGGCCUGGCGCAUGGCUUAGAGCGGGAGGCCGUCGCCGUGCUCUCGUGGGAGCGCAAGCAGGGCACAUGGAUGCUGAUGAAGCACAUUGGCAUGCGCGGGCCCGCCGGCUUCUGUUGAGCGGUGGAUGACAAUGUUCAUCUCUCCCCACUGAAGGCGCUGGUCGCAGAAACCAACCAUCCUGACGCGGACUGUGCCAAAGCACGCGACCUGCAGUCUGAUGGCAAUCAUCACCUCAUGAUGCAAGCCGGUCGGCUCUCCGCGAAUCGUCACCCGCAACUCCACGCUAAAGGACAUCGUGCAAUGUGGCCACAACCUCGCGC
Molecule: messenger RNA, 958 nt
Organism: Neohortaea acidophila
Lineage: Eukaryota; Fungi; Ascomycota; Dothideomycetes; Mycosphaerellales; Teratosphaeriaceae
Exons: 2
Coding region: 110-766 (218 amino acids)
Source: RefSeq, a predicted model, not a curated record